Tachysurus fulvidraco (yellow catfish) is the source of this 1185-nucleotide messenger RNA. Its product is annotated as pre-miRNA 5'-monophosphate methyltransferase. The transcript is spliced from 3 exons. Gene Ontology annotation, cellular component: cytoplasm. The record is from RefSeq and is a predicted model, not a curated record. Gene Ontology annotation, molecular function: O-methyltransferase activity; RNA methyltransferase activity. Lineage: Eukaryota; Metazoa; Chordata; Actinopteri; Siluriformes; Bagridae. Gene Ontology annotation, biological process: miRNA metabolic process; negative regulation of pre-miRNA processing. Bases 269 to 1033 code for a protein of 254 amino acids.
UCACUCACCAGUUUAUUUAUUCAGUUUAACUCCAAAAUGAUGGUUAAAACACCGCCUUUAGGAAAGUUCAAUGUCAGUCAAAUGCUCCUGCAAAACUUCCUGGUUACGCUACGGAUCAACAGAAGGGACAAUUUUUCGCAACGCGUUUUAUAUAUUCACAAUAUAUAAUAUAUUGUGAUUGUCUUUUCUAUGCAAAUUAAGGAAAAUAAGGAAGCGACUGCUGUAAUCUCCGAGAUGAGCUGGGGAAUUAUUUUAAAGACGUACAAAAAUGGAGGCGUCCAGCAGUAACAUGAGUCUAGUGACAGCUGAAGAGAAAAAGGAUCCCGGUGCAGCUCCAUGUGGAAAUUUUAUAAAUUAUUAUACGUUUAAUCCGCCAGAGAAUCGUCUGAGUUUGAUCCCGAACACACUGCUGGAGGAUGUCGGAUAUCAUCCAGACAGAGAAUCAGUGCUGAUGCUCGAUGUGGGAUGUAACUCGGGGGACUUAUCUAUUGCCCUGUACAAACAUGUUCUUCAAGACCAGCCACCUGGAAGUGACCGUUCUAAAAGGAUUCACAUACUUGGAUUUGACCUGGACCAGAACUUAAUCCUACGUGCUCAAAACUCUAACCCAUUCCCCCAAAACAUUCAGUUCAUUCCACUUGAUAUCACCAGUGAGGACAGCCACACUAAACUUGCUUCCUAUCUGGAGAAGUUUGGCCUCAGUCGCUUUCACCUGUGUUGCUGUUUUUCUGUAACAAUGUGGGUUCACCUGAACCACGGAGAUGCUGCGUUAUUAGCUUUCCUCUCAAGGAUUGCCUCGGUCUGCGAGUGCCUGUUACUUGAGGCACAGCCAUGGAAAUGUUACCGCUCUGCUGCUCGACGGUUACGGAAGCUCGGGCGCAGUGACUUUGACCACUUUAAGACUCUGGAGAUCCGUGGGGACAUGGCAGCUCAUGCUAAAGAGCAUUUAGAAAAGCAGUGUGGAAUGGAGCUGGUUCAGAGUUUCGGUAGUACAUUGUGGGACCGGAGCCUUUUAUUGUUCAAGAGACGAUGAUGCAAUGAAGAGUAACCUGUGAACAUUGUAGAUUAAUUUUAAAUGAAAAGUUAAGGCAUAAAUGUAAAACUCUUCAAAACUUCUUUCUUUCCCGAGACACUUUGAUACUAUAUACUUGUACCUGCUGUAAUUAUAAAUACGUUUUGUGCUCA